Suillus fuscotomentosus is the source of this 747-nucleotide messenger RNA. RefSeq lists its product as uncharacterized. The record is from RefSeq and is a predicted model, not a curated record. Bases 1 to 747 code for a protein of 248 amino acids. NCBI's taxonomy places the organism in Eukaryota, Fungi, Basidiomycota, Agaricomycetes, Boletales, Suillaceae. The transcript is spliced from 3 exons.
AUGCCCAACAAAAUCAACACUGUCUCUCCUUUUUAUGAUCAAGAGCCUGGCGCUCCACCUCCCUUCCCUCCUAUGCUCACGGACCAACUUGAACUAUUUGACAGUGCCCACCGCUCAACUAUGCUCGUUGCUGACGAGAUUCUUCCUUCCAAAAUCAGUGCCAUCGAUCCUCCUAUGCAACUCAAGGGCACGCUGGUGCCAGAGUCCAAACUUGCAGCACGGCCAUUCAAAAAUGACCCCUCGCCAUACUUGAAGAGAGUUUCGUUCGAGCGCUCACGUUCCAAUUCUCGGACGCCCAGGCCCAUGCCCUCGGAUUCUUUGAGUUCAUUAGAUUCAAUGUCGGACAGUGGCUCCUCAACUUCGACUGAGAGUCUAUCGGACGAUUCAAAGAUACCAAAGCCCCCUGGUGAACCAGGUCAUCCAGGGCGUGGAGGAUACACACUUAACGAGGCUUUAGACUGGAACCAAAAGGCAUAUGCUAAGUUCAAGAAAUUUAUGCACAACCUCAUUGAAGAACAUCUCGAUACGACCAAGUGUGCUUCUUCCCAAGACUAUGCGCUCCUGAAAGUUGUACGCGACAAAGCUGUCGAUGCUUUCCCGGACUUAGAAAACUACAGGGACUUUUGGCCGCUGAAUGAUAUGAUCAUGAUGUGUUUGAAAUAUACAUCAGGUCGUGCUAGGCAGAAGAAAGCAAGGAUGGUCGUGGGCAAGUCCAAGAGCAAGAAAAAUGCAUUGAAAGUGGGGUAA